Neocloeon triangulifer is the source of this 2036-nucleotide messenger RNA. Its product is annotated as C-type lectin domain family 4 member K-like. Bases 26 to 775 code for a protein of 249 amino acids. Gene Ontology annotation, cellular component: external side of plasma membrane. Gene Ontology annotation, molecular function: carbohydrate binding. The transcript is spliced from 4 exons. Gene Ontology annotation, biological process: biological process involved in interspecies interaction between organisms. Lineage: Eukaryota; Metazoa; Arthropoda; Insecta; Ephemeroptera; Baetidae. The record is from RefSeq and is a predicted model, not a curated record.
CUUUGAGCUGCAGUUGACCACAGUCAUGCGAAUCGCAAGUGCGGCGCUCUUUUCCUUGGUUUUCGCUUCUCUUGCUGCAGCCGAGUCGGCUCCAAGUGCAGAGUCCGAAGCCGUCAGCAACAUCUCGAUCAAUAUCAACGCUGGAAAUGGACCGCUCGGACAUUGCGACUGUCAAGGGGAAUUUAUGUCCAAAGUGGACGAUUUGAAUAAGACGCUUCUUCUUAUCGGAAAGGAUAUGCACGCUGAGAGUAAAAAAAUAAUAGAAGAGUUGAGGGAAAUGCACAAGAAAUUGGCACAAAAGUCUAUUUCGUCCAUUCCUUCUGAAUUGAGCGACGCAAGCAAAAGUCUGCAGCUGAAAGUCUCGUCGAAAACCAAUUCCAUGUUUGACGAUUUCAAAUUCAACAAGAGCUAUCCCAAAUAUUACUUUGGGAAAUCUGACGCCAAUUGGUACGACGCUGACAAAUUCUGCAAACAACACGGCGUGCAACUUGUUAGUGUGCAGAAUUACUCCAAGGCGGUCGACGUUUGGAAAUUCGCCUCAACCUACAGUUGGAGCAACGUCUGGACGUCCGGGACGGACCAGAGUAGGGAGCCAGGAGACUUCCACUGGCUGACGGGGACAAGAGUUUUGUCCGAUUUGUUCAAAAACGGCGAGCCCAACGAGUACGGAUUCGAAGUGGACGUUUGUCUGGCCAUUCACGACCGCGCUUUGGCCGAUUUCGCGUGCAGCGAGCGAUACUUUUUUGUUUGCGAAGAUCUUAAAGCGCCAUAUUAAAAAAAUAAUAAUCAAUCGAUUGGGCGAAACAUUUGAUAGAGAGAAUGUCAUGAUAAACAAGUUUAUUAUUAAUCGCAAGCGUCAAUCUUGGCGUGGGAACGACACUGGCCUUGAUUGUGACAUUGGCAGCGGUCAGGCCGAGCUAGGCAAUUUGCUAGACACACACGUCAAGCCGGUUGCAUACCUAAGCGCCGUUGGUUAUUAUUUUCGUUUCACAUUGAUUGCGUAAGUAGGAAUGUAUACAAAAAGCAGCGUUUAUAUAAUGAGUAAAAAAUCUUCAAAAAUUAUAAAUUUAAAUUAGUUAAUCUAUGUGAUUAAACCGAAUUUCCAUCCGGCUUGCAAUGCUAUUUAUUUGGUUAUUGUUCAUUGAUUAUUGCAUUCUGAGAGAGUAUGAGCCGCCACUGUUACAAAUAAAUUAGCGAUUACAUAGAAAUUCAUACAUGACUCGGACGGAUAAAAAAUAAUUCCACACUAAACCGAGAUUAUCUGAAGUUUUUGAGUACCGAGUGAAUUCUCACACUGAGUCUGUUUUCAAAAUCGUAAUUGCGGUAAUUGUUUUGGACUUCUAAUAGUAGGUUGAUGCCUUCCUGUUGUGUCUGCAACACAUCGGAAACAUUUUCUUAAAAGGUCUGACAACUUCAUAGCGUCGAUCUUUUAAAUUUGAGCCGUGGUUUCAAAGAGACAGAAAAAGAAGUUACGCAAAAUCAGUUUCCUACCUCGGAAUCCAUGCAGAGCAGCACAGCCAGUUCGUAAGAAGCAAAGGCCGCAAUGUGGUGGUCCCCGAUGCCCUCCUCUCCAUCGGAACUGAAGGUCGGCAUCUCUGAGCGACUGGCAAGACACGCUCGGAAGUUGCUGAUCGCCUCUGCAGCCAGGCCAAGACAGCCGUAAGUGGCGCCCAUGAUCAGGUACUGCAGACCUUGCAUCGGCGGAGGUUCGCUUGUACCGUCACAUUCUAAAAGGAAGGGCAGUUUAUUUAAAAAUAUGUUAAUUAAAUUCAGUCAAUCACCUUGGAUGAUUUGCUGCAGCUGAGCAGGGCUGCAUGACGGAAGGGCAUUCCAGAGAAAGAGGAGUUCAAAGGCGAGAAGUUUGCACCCGAUGGUUGUGUAGCUCUCCGGAGGAAGUUGGGAAGUCCGGCGGGAAAUGAAAACUUCCAGCUGUGUCUGUCUGUUGGAUGACAAUUUUGGGGCUUCCUGGGCAAGCUUGACAGCCCCAGCCUCAUCACCAGCUGCUCCUCUGCACACUAAUAAAAAUAAUAACCAAA